Messenger RNA from Diutina rugosa, 1569 nucleotides. RefSeq names its product inositol-3-phosphate synthase (gene INO1). Gene Ontology annotation, biological process: inositol biosynthetic process; phospholipid biosynthetic process. Gene Ontology annotation, cellular component: cytoplasm. The transcript has a single exon. Bases 1 to 1569 code for a protein of 522 amino acids. Lineage: Eukaryota; Fungi; Ascomycota; Pichiomycetes; Serinales; Debaryomycetaceae. The record is from RefSeq and is a predicted model, not a curated record. Gene Ontology annotation, molecular function: inositol-3-phosphate synthase activity.
AUGGCCCAGCAAAUCCAAUUCAACACCUCGGAAAAAACCACCAACAACGGCGAUACGUUGGUGACCAAGUUCACCUACGAAAACUCGUUGGUGGAGACCGACGCUUCGGGUAAGCUUACCGUCACUCCCACCAAGCAAGACUACGAGUUCAAGGUCGACUUGAAACAACCCAAGACCGGGUUGAUGCUCGUGGGUUUGGGCGGUAACAACGGUACCACUUUGGUGUCGCUGAUUUUGGCUAACAAGCACAACAUCUCGUUCGAGACCAAGGAAGGCACCAUCAAGCCCAACUUCUACGGUUCCGUCACUCAAUCGUCGACGAUCAAGAUUGGGGUUGACGCUACCGGCAACGACGUCUACGCUCCGUUCAACUCGAUUGUUCCUCUUGUGAACCCCACCGACCUCGUCGUUGGCGGUUGGGAUAUCUCCAAGUUGCCUCUUGACCAGGCUCUGAAGCGGGCUAAGGUGUUGGACGUCACUUUACAGGAGAAGUUGAAGCCCUACUUGAAGGAGAUGACCCCGUUGCCCUCGAUCUACUACCCCGACUUCAUCGCCAUGAACCAAAAGGAACGUGCCGACAACGUCUACAACGUCGACGCCAAGUCCGGCGAAGUUAAGACCGACAACAAGUGGGCCGAUGUCGAGAAGAUCAGAUCGGACAUCAAGGAGUUCAAGAAGCAAAACGGCUUGGACAAGGUGAUCGUGUUGUGGACCGCCAACACCGAGAGAUACGCCGAGGUCGCUGCUGGUGUCAACGACACCGCCGACAACGUGUUGGAAGCCACCAAGAACAACCACCCGGAAAUCGCCCCCUCGACGGUGUUCGCCAUCGCCUGUAUCCUCGAACAAGUGCCCUACAUCAAUGGGUCUCCUCAAAACACGUUUGUCCCCGGGAUCAUCGAAUUGGCGGAAAAGCACAACUCGUUCAUCGGCGGUGACGACUUCAAGUCGGGCCAGACCAAGAUCAAGUCGGUUUUGGCCCAGUUCCUCGUCGACGCCGGUAUCCGCCCCGUGCUGAUUGCCCUGUACAACCACUUGGGGAACAACGACGGCUUCAACUUGCUGGCUCCUCAGCAAUUCCGGUCCAAGGAAAUUUCUAAGGCGUCGGUGGUUGACGACAUCAUCGAGCUGAACCAGAUCUUGUACAACGACGAAAAGGGCAAGCUGAUCGACCACUGCAUCGUCAUCAAGUACUUGCCUGCCGUGGGCGACUCCAAGGUUGCCAUGGACGAGUACUACUCGGAGUUGAUGCUUGGCGGCCACAACAAGAUCUCGAUCCACAACGUGUGUGAAGACUCGCUUUUGGCGACCCCCUUGAUCAUCGACUUGGUGGUGAUUGCUGAGUUCCUCCAGAGAGUGUCGUACAAGAAGGCCGACGAGGCCGAGUACCACGACUUCUACCCCGUGCUCACGUUGUUGCUGUACUGGCUCAAGGCCCCCUUGGCCAAGCCCGGUUUCAAGCCCAUCAACGGGUUGAACAAGCAGAGACAGGCGCUCGAAAACUUGUUCAGAUUGCUUGUGGGGUUGCCCAUCAACAACGAGCUCAGAUUCGAGGAGAGAUUGGUUUAG